UGUGUGACUUCCGGGUUGUAGAAAUAUGGGCGGAUCAUAGCAGCUGUUUUCCUUAUAUAUUCCGCGUGAUUGUGUUUCCUAUGAAGAUUCGUUUUAAUCGACGAAUGUUCAUGAUGCUGUUGCUAUUUUCCGCGGUAAACGUUGUGGCAGUGUUCAUGAUGAGAAUGGGUCUGGACACUGGGGCACAUGCUUCUCGAUCCUCUCAGAGUCAGACACUCUCCAACGGAAUGCUCUUUCCCCGGGAAUCAGAAUCCAGAGAAGUCCGGGAACUCGGAGGAAUGUGGAAAUUCCGGGCAGACAUGUCGCCCAACAGGAAUGCGGGGUUUGAUCAGCAGUGGUGGGAAAAAACAUUAGAACAGACAGGCCCAGUGAUUGACAUGCCUGUACCUGCCAGCUAUAAUGACAUCACCCAGGACAGACGGCUGAGGGACUUUGUCGGCUGGGCGUGGUACCAGCGGGAGUUUUACGCCCCUGCCUCCUGGAAGAACAUCAAACAGAGAACUGUGCUCAGGUUCGAGAGUGCCCACUACAACACCAUUGUGUGGCUUAAUUCUAAGGAGAUUGUCAGACAUGACGGUGGACAUCUUCCAUUUGAAGCGGAUGUUUCCUUGGUUCUGAGAUACAACGUUCCAAACACCCUGACAGUGGCUGUGAACAACACCCUGACUCCUCACACCAUCCCACCUGGGACCAUCCAGUACAUGGAUGACCCUGACAGGUACCCUCCAGGCUACUUUGUACAGAACUUGCAGAUGGAUUUCUUUAACUACGCAGGAAUCCAGCGUCCUGUCAAACUGUACACCACUCCUUCUGUCUUCCUGGAUGACAUCACAAUCACCACAAAUGUACAGGGAUCAACUGGUUAUGUAAAUUUUGACUGUGUCAUCAAGGGAAACAGCAGUGCAGUUCCAGUAACAGUGGACCUUCUCGACAAGACUGGACAACUGGUAGCCGCAGUCAAGGGCAGUGGAAAGGGUCAAGUCAAGGUCGCUGAUGUGAAACUAUGGUGGCCAUUUACAAUGAGCAGUGACCCAGCAUAUCUAUACACACUGAAGGUGACAGUGAUAGGCAGUGCAGGACAACCCGAUGUAUACAGGUUACCUGUUGGGAUUCGAACAGUGCAGGUCACCAGCAAACAGUUCCUCAUCAAUGGCAAACCGUUUUACUUCCGAGGCUUCGGCAAACAUGAAGACUCAGAUAUAAGAGGCAAGGGUCUUGACUACCCACUGAUUGCCAAAGACUUUAACCUGAUCAAGUGGGUUGGUGCCAACUCUUUCCGAACCAGCCACUAUCCAUAUGCAGAAGAGAUCAUGGACAUGUGUGACCAGCAGGGCAUCGUGGUCAUAGAUGAAUGCCCUGCCGUGGGACUCAAGACAAGGGAGAACUUCAGCAACCAGACCCUGUCACACCACAAGGACGUGAUGACAGAGCUUGUCAGAAGGGACAAGAACCGCCCCUCUGUGGUCAUGUGGUCGGUAGCCAAUGAACCGGCUUCCCAGCUUCCAGAGGCAGAGUACUACUUCAAGACUGUGAUUCAACACACCAAACAGGCAGACAGUACCAGGCCAGUCACUCUUGUCAUAAACAAGGCUUUUAAUAAAGACAAAGGGGGCCAGUUUGCUGACGUUGUGUGCCUGAAUAACUACUACUCCUGGUACCAUGACAUGGGUCAUCUGGAGGUUAUCCAGUACCAGGCUAAGUACAACCUGGAACAGUGGUACCAGACACACCACAAACCCAUCAUACAGACUGAGUAUGGGGCUGACGCUAUAGCUGGACUACACAUGGACCCACCCCUGAUGUUCAGUGAGGAGUACCAACAGGAAGUCAUGUUCAACUACUUCAGCGUGUUUGACCAGUUCAGACAGCAGUACCUGGUGGGGGAGAUGAUCUGGAACUUUGCAGACUUCAUGACUGCACAGACUACAACCAGAGUCGCUGGGAACAAGAAAGGUAUAUUUACCCGCCAGAGACAACCCAAGACGGCAGCCUUUCUGCUGAAGGAGCGUUACUGGAAGUUGGUCAAUCAGACUGGACCAGGGAACCACUGAAUGAACACCAAGUCAACCUUUUCACAAUGUCUUUCUCCCAAGCCAUAGCGCAAGACACAUGUGAAUUUGAGUAUCCCUCUUCAUCUGAAAAAACUUUAUGUAUCUAUUAGACUAACAACUUGGUUUGGAAAGAAUCUAUGGGAAUUUUCUCUUAGGCCAUCACACAUAGCUGACUAUGGCCUUCUCACAACCAUGGUUGGGAGUUAGGCAUAAGUAGCUUCUUUAGCAGUCUCUAUGAGGAAGGCUUAGUAGGAUUAUAGUGUUUUUAUGGUGUAUGAUUUCUAUUUGUAUUCAGUAUUUUGACAAUCAAAUUUUUCUAAGGUGCAAUCAGAGGAGCGAACUGGAGCUAGUAUUAGCUUUCCAGUAGGGAGUCUUUGGAAAAAGGAGCUGCAUACAAGUCAUUUUGACUGAAUAAAAUAUUUAUUCAUAUUCUUCACAUGUUGCAAGUUAUACUUUUGCACAACUAACUAUUUCAGUUUUUUUGUUGCUCUGAACUUUCAAUAAUUUCCCUUUAAUGUGCCUUUGGAGGAUACCAAACAAUACACCACAUUUAUGGCAUCUGUAUUCCACAAAAUGAUAGUAGUAAAAAUCAUCAUGUAACAUAUGUUUAUCGAAAAAGCUAAAGAUUCAUAGGAUUAUACAGUGACCAUUUUUUCAAAUCAAUUUGGAAAACCUAGGCAGCUACACAUAUAUUGUAAUCAUCCAAGCUUCUGCAUUAAUUUUUAAACAAAUGAUAAAUUCAAGGAAAACAUGCACUAUAACAGUAAUCAACAUCACCUGAGCCAAAGUACUGGUGUAGAGAUAUCAUUUUCCUUGUUACAUUAUAUAAAGCAUUUAUUUUCUACAAUAUAUUGAUCAAUGACUGGCUGACAGUUCCACUGUGGACAGUAUUCUCCACCUCCUGAUAUGUGUAACAAGUUAUGACAGAAAGCACCACAAUAUGCUUUUACAUGCGUAUCUGUUUUCCAUUAACGAUUUUUGCGGUGACAGUAUUAAGCUAAGUAUGCAUGGUGCAAUUGAUAAAUUUCUAAUAUGUACAUUUGUUUAUACUUUGAUAAUGUUGAUAAAUACAUUUGUAAUAGAUUGCAAAUGUCUAAUAAAUUGUCAAAAUACAACAUUUGUAAGAGAUGCCUUAUUUACAUGUACAUGAUCAAAUGAAAAGAUGAAAUUAAACAGUAUCAAAUUUCAAGCAGUACUUUGUGAUGGCUUCAUGUUUUCCAUUUUUUUAUAGUAUAUAGUUACGGGUACCUUCACAAUUUUUCUACAACAGUAUGGUUAUGAUACUCACACUUUUUGCAAUUGAAGAAUUAAUCUAAUGCAGCAGGUAAAAUACUGUGUUGUGAACAUAAUUAUUAUUCACUAUAACUACUUUCCACCAUUAACAAAAUUCACAAAACAAGUCACCUGGCUAG
This is a messenger RNA of Branchiostoma belcheri (Belcher's lancelet), 3463 nucleotides long. RefSeq names its product beta-glucuronidase-like. Gene Ontology annotation, biological process: glucuronoside catabolic process; carbohydrate metabolic process. The record is from RefSeq and is a predicted model, not a curated record. The coding region runs from base 81 to 2051 and encodes 656 amino acids. Gene Ontology annotation, molecular function: beta-glucuronidase activity; carbohydrate binding. The transcript is spliced from 13 exons. Lineage: Eukaryota; Metazoa; Chordata; Leptocardii; Amphioxiformes; Branchiostomatidae.